Molecule: messenger RNA, 1194 nt
Organism: Venustampulla echinocandica
Lineage: Eukaryota; Fungi; Ascomycota; Leotiomycetes; Helotiales; Pleuroascaceae
Exons: 1
Coding region: 1-1194 (397 amino acids)
Biological process (GO): pyrimidine nucleotide-sugar transmembrane transport
Cellular component (GO): Golgi membrane
Molecular function (GO): UDP-galactose transmembrane transporter activity
Source: RefSeq, a predicted model, not a curated record
AUGUAUAUCUCACUCUCGUCAUCUCUUCUCCUUCUAUAUGUGGCCUGCGAGACGGUGCGAGCAAACUACGCGUACUAUGCAUUCCACAACUUCCCUCAGAUAUCAGCGUCGCUUAUUGCGCUUCUCUCCGAGUGCCUCAAGCUUUUCAUCGCCAUCUUUUUCCUCCUCCGGUUGCAUGACGGGUUCUCAGCCUCUGGCCUAAAGAAGUGUAUACGAUCGAUCUGGCAAGGAGAAGGUGAUUUCAACAGGAUACUAAAAUAUGCGUUGCCCGCGGCGCUAUAUCUUACCAACAACCUCAUAUAUUAUACCGUGUUGCCCAAGACCUCGCCGAGUUUGCUGCAAGUCUGCGUCUUAGCAAAACUGCCCACUACGGGAAUUCUCCAUCAUUAUAUGAUCAAACCUCAGCGCAACGUUUACGCAUGGUUCUCGCUGCUUUUUCUUUGCGUUGGUCUGGUGGUCUUCAACAUCCCGUCAAGACCGCAAAAUGAUGCAUCAACGGACGCUGGCACAGCUUGGUAUCUAGCCCCUGUUGCCGGCUUCGUGAUAGCAUGUUUAUCAGGGCUUGCUAGUAUAUCAACUGAGACGUCGACAAAAGUUGGAAAAUUCUGGGAAUCACAAGCAUACCUUUAUAUCUGGGGUAUGGUUUUCGCCAUCAUUGCGUAUCCAUUGGCACCUUCCGGCGGGAACAUGCAAAUCAACACAGAAGCGCCAAAGCCGUUCUUGGUUGGAAGUGCUGUGCUUGGACUGGUGGUGAUGACCUCUGGGACAGGUCUAGUUGUCGCGGUUGUUCUGCGAGCCCGGGAUAAUAUCCUGAAGUUGGUUGGAACGGCGGCCUCGCUCAUCACCAUCGCGGCAAGUCAAUAUGUUUUGCUGCCGGAUCUACGUGCUUCGACUUUCACGUCGUGGAAGGUGUGUGGAGGAGGAAUUGUGACGAUCAGUACGUGGUGCUAUAAUUAUUACAGCCAGCAAGAGUGGCCACAGUCCACAGCGACCCAAGAGCGCGAUCUAGAGAGCGAAACAUUACUGGCUGAGGGCGAAGAGGAACCAGUAGAGAAAAGCUCUUCGGUGGAGAAAUUUGAGGCGGUUGAGGGGUCGACCGAGGUCGCCUUACUCCAGCCUACUGCACAGAAAAUUAUUUGUUCUUUGAUCUCUGUUGCUUAUGUGACAUAUGAAGUGGCAUUGAGGACGAACUAA